AUGGCUGAUCAUCCUCUCAGACCAGCUAUUGAUCAUUGCCUUGGUAAGCUAUUACCUCACCAACUAGCUAAUCAUAUGCAAGCCCCUCCUUGGGUGGAUUGCUCCUUUCGCUCCUCAGCCUACAGUGUAUUAGCAGCCGUUUCCAGCUGUUGUCCCCCUCCCAAGGGCAGAAUUUUAUUUUCUUUGUUGAUGCUGAUGCUGAGAAGACAUAACUUGUAUCCAUGGGCUUACUAUUCGCCCGGAGUUACUUCCCAAAAAUAUAAUACAGCCCUCUGCCCCCUUUUAUCAACCCCCAGGCCUCUUAUCCAUUUUGGAUUGAAUCUUCUCAUCAAAAUCGAACAAUUUAUAUUGAAUCGAACAAUUUAUAUUGGGUUUAGGGAUAAUCAGAUUCGAACCGAUGACUUCCACCACGUCAAGAGUGGCAGUAAGAAUGACUUAUCUGUCAACUUUUCCACUAUUACCCCUAAAAAACCAAACUCUGCGUUACGUAAAGUUUCCAGAGUACGCUUAACCUCUAGAUUUGAAAUCACUGCUUAUAUACCCGAUAUUGGCCAUAAUUUACAAGAACAUUCUAUAGUCUUAGUAAGAGGGGGAAGGGUUAAAGAUUUACCUGGUGUGAGAUAUCACAUUGUUCGAGGAACCCUAGAUGUUGUUGCAGUAAAAGAUCAUCGACAAGGGCGUUUCAAAUAUGGAACCAAAAAGCCAAAAUAA
This is a messenger RNA of Vicia faba (fava bean), 711 nucleotides long. The record is from the annotation of a GenBank genome assembly. NCBI's taxonomy places the organism in Eukaryota, Viridiplantae, Streptophyta, Magnoliopsida, Fabales, Fabaceae.